Mya arenaria is the source of this 4603-nucleotide messenger RNA. Its product is annotated as S-adenosylhomocysteine hydrolase-like protein 1. The record is from RefSeq and is a predicted model, not a curated record. The transcript is spliced from 15 exons. Lineage: Eukaryota; Metazoa; Mollusca; Bivalvia; Myida; Myidae. Gene Ontology annotation, biological process: L-methionine cycle. Gene Ontology annotation, cellular component: cytosol. Bases 661 to 2262 code for a protein of 533 amino acids.
AAAGCUAACUAUAAAGGGUUUGAACUACUGCUUUUGUUAUUGUUAUUUAAAAGAUAUUAUGUUGCACUUAAAAGGAUGCAUAUUAAAAUAAUGAGGUUAUUGUUAGAUAAUAUGCUAAUUGGUAACACGGUCAAAGGUCAGGGAUAAUAUUACUGUGCUUGUUGGAUGAGUUACAAUUUAUUCAUGCAUUUUUGCUAUUAUUGAACAUUGAUUUUUAAAUAUGAUCAGCUAUUCAUGCAAUGUGCUUAAUAUUACUGGGUUGUUUUGAAUGUUUGUGAAUCAAAUUAUUUAUCUAUUAAAAUUCAUAAGUCAGAUCAGGACAAGAUAUAUGGAUAAAUAUGCAGGAGAAUGGGCUGCUGUAUAAGAAACACUAUUGCUUUACAUAAAUAAACAUUAUUGAAUUGGUUUUCAGGAGAAAAUUCAAUUAUUUAUUAUGCAUGAAGACCAUAAUAUGAAAUAAUAAGACUUUAUGUCAUUGACGCAAGGAAAAUGAUAAAUAGUAAAAAGGACAUAUAAACUGAAUAAUGGAAACAAUGGAAGUGUGAAUCUUGGGAGGAAGGUUUGAAAACAGGUAAACAUUGGAGUGCCAAAAUUGUCACUGGAGUUGAUUACAAGGAAAUUACACCUGAGGAAUAAGGAAAAUAAACUACUGUGCACAAAAUGUUGUCCAAAAAGCUUCUUGUGAAAACGGACUCAAAUAUUGACAGUUACGAUGUGCCAGAAAAAAUGCGUAACCUUACGGAAGAGGAUUUUAUAAAUAAAGCUCGGGCUGGCAGAAAACGGCACAGCGUACAGUUGGAUAGACGGGUAUCACAGCAACUGCUGGACACUACAAAGUUUGACCGGAGGUCUAGUAAUGCUAGCUCCUGCAGCAGGAGUGGGGACUCGCUAUCUUCGUACACAGGCAGUUCUUCAGAGGAAGAAGAUGAGGCCAACCCCAGAGACAAACAACAGAAAAACUCCAAGGGUUCCACCGACUUCUGUGUUAAGAACAUUGACCAUGCUGCGUUUGGCCGAAGGGAGAUCGAGAUUGCUGAGCAAGAGAUGCCAGGCCUCAUGGCGCUGCGUAAACGUGCGGAAAGUGACAAGCCGCCACUCCAGGGCGCCAAGAUCAUCGGCUGCACGCACAUCACUGCACAGACUGCUGUUCUUAUAGAAACAAUGGUCCACCUUGGAGCGUCCGUGAGAUGGGCAGCCUGCAACAUCUAUUCUACACAGAAUGAGGUUGCGGCGGCCUUGGCAGAGUCGGGAUUCCCGAUAUUUGCAUGGAAGGGGGAGUCGGAGGAAGACUUCUGGUGGUCUAUCGAUAAGUGUAUCAACGCGGAUGGCUGGCAACCCAACAUGAUCCUGGAUGAUGGUGGUGACGCCACCCACCUGAUGUUAAAGCGUUACCCGGCCCUGUUUAACAUGGUGAAAGGUCUCGUAGAGGAGAGCGUAACCGGCGUACACCGUCUCUACCAACUGUCCAAGUCUGGCAAACUCACUGUGCCAGCAAUGAACGUCAAUGACUCUGUCACUAAGACAAAGUUUGACAAUUUGUACAGCUGCAGGGAAUCUAUCCUAGAUGCUCUUAAACGGACAACAGACAUCAUGUUUGGCGGCAAGCAGGUGCUUGUGUUAGGAUACGGAGAGGUUGGGAAGGGGGUUACCUCCGCUCUCAAGGGGCUAGGGGCCAUCGUCAUGGUAACAGAGAUUGACCCCAUCUGUGCCCUACAGGCUAGUAUGGAAGGAUUCCGUGUUGUACGUAUUGAGGAGGUGGUGAAGAACAUUGACGUGGCCAUCACGUGCUCGGGAAACAAGAAUGUGAUUUCCCGUGCCCAUAUGGACCGCAUGAAGACAGGGUGCAUUGUUUGCAAUAUGGGACAUUCCAACACAGAGAUUGACGUGAAUAGUUUACGCACACCCGACCUGACGUGGGAGAAGGUACGAUCCCAGGUCGACCAUAUCAUCUGGCCCGACGGCAAACGUAUUAUCCUCAUUGCCGAGGGUCGUCUUGUGAAUCUGAGUUGUUCCAGCGUCCCUUCCUUUGUUGUGUCCAUAACAGCUGUCACACAGGCACUAGCAUUGAUAGAGCUAUUUAAUGCCCCGGCUGGAAGGUACAAACAAGAUGUCUACCUCUUGCCCAAGAAGAUGGAUGAGUAUGUAGCGUUGUUACACCUGCCCACGUUUGACGCCCACCUGACAGAGCUGUCAGAUGAACAAGCCAAGUACCUGGGACUUUCCAAGACCGGGCCAUUCAAACCUAACUACUACAGGUACUAAAGCAUUGAUUGUGAUAGCUAAACUAACUCAACAAGAAUGCGUCAUAUCCUGAGGAAGGAUACACACCACUGAUAUUGGGUUACAGUCAACCAACAUUAGACAGCAUUCACCAAGUUUCAACAGUUUUCUCCACACUUGUUUUUGGACCUCAGGCAUAUCAUGUUUCAAACCCAACAAUAUUUGUAAUUUCCAGACCAUGCUUGAAUAAUACAUAAAAAAAGUUCAUAUAUAAAGGAAAAAAAACUUUUUUUCUUAGAAACAUUCCUUGUUGAAUAGAAUGUCUAUGAGAAUGUGAUAUUCACUUGAAUCUUAUUAGUAGCAGUUACUUUAUUCUCUUGUCAUCUGUAUAUUCAUUUUUUUGAGUUCCAAUAAUUGUAUGCACAUAGCUGUAUAUGGGUAUGACAUAUUUAAAAUUAUGCAAAGUAGACACAUUGUUCAUGUAUUGAUCAAUUAGUGUUGUAGUGUGCGCACAGUCUGUAUCUGUAUAGUGAGACACAUUCUUCUAGCUGUACUCAAUACUGGCUUCAUAUAUCUUCCAGUCAAAAUGUGUGCCAAGAUAUCUCAUUAAAAUCUAUCAUGUAGAAAUUGGUAGUUUCCUCAUAUAUAUUUGAAAAAAACAAACUUAUUGUUACAUAAGUAAUAAAUGAUAGUCAAGAACAAUAAGCUGGGGUAUUUAAAUUGUUAUAGCUUAAAAGUGAAUCGUUAUUCAUAUGUAAAUGAAUCAUGCUUCAAAUUUAUAGGUUGCCAUUUUCAUUUGGUUUCAUAUCUCAUUCAAAGUUCUUAAAUAAACUGGCUGAAAUGGAAAUGACAAAUUAGCAAUUGUUCACGUUACACAACACUCCGACUGGACUUGUAACAAUAGCCGUUGUCUUUGUGUUAUGUUAGACCGAAAUAGGUAACACGACAUUGUGUAGUUGACAUUCAUGUCUGACACACUUCCAAAGUCAGUUUUAUUUUGAAGAUUUGCCAUUAGGUUCUGAUGUUAUGUGCUCAAAUAGCUAUAACAAGGGAUGUCUAAUUUUACAGUGAAAUAAUGGAGGUUUGAGGUGUCAUACUAGAACACUAGGUCGUACUAGGAAUUCACAUCAAAUCUAAGAUUUUUCUUAACUUAAAAUACAUUGACUCAGGUCAAUUGUUUUUUUAUGGAUACAUUUUUUUAAUCUGGUAUCUUAUAAUUAAUUUUCACCUAAGAUAAAUUCCUUCACAUUGUUCCUUGUCAUGCAUUUUGAGUUCUGACAUUAUUAGUUUUUCAUCUGUAAAUAAAGUCAUUAUAGAGUUUAAUAUAAAAGUAUACUGUGUUAUCAACCAAGAAAUUUUGUAUUUUGAAAUUUAGUAUUGGUUUUGUGUUAUAAUGAUAUUUUUUGUAAAAGUCAGUGAAUCAUGUUUAUCUAAACACACUCAAUUGAUUUUUGAGUCCAUUGAUUUUUUUGUACAUGACCUAAUUAAUUAACAAUAAAUAUUGGAAUUUUAUUAUGUAGCUGACCUAUAUAAAAAUGUUCAUAUUAUAUCAAUCUUUGGGCGGACAUACAGGGAAUAAUUAAUCAUGUAUUCUUUAGGGGCAAUGAGAUAGGGAUUUUAAUUGUAAAAAAAGGUUUAUUCGCCUAAAAUAAAGAAAUAAGGGUUCCUCAUUGAAGUGGAAAUUUGAAUCUGUUGAUAAAUAUAAAGAUCAACAAUGGAUUUAUUUCACAGAAUGUAGAACAAGGGACCUGUCCGCUUUAUGAACAGGUCAUGCUAUGGAUAUUGGUGGUUUACAUUCAUGAAGUGAGACAGGCCCAUUUCCUAUGUAACAUAUACCGUCAGUUUAUUUUUCCCUUUAGGCUAUGUCUGCACAGGAAUUCUUUUUGUAUUCGGAAUUUCAAUAUUUAUUAUAUGCUGUUAUGUAGUACAAGAAUUAAUUUAUAGAUCUGUUUUAAAACUGUUUCAUGAAUCAGUUUUUGUGAAUCGUUGAUUGUGAAUCAUUAAAUGUUCGAUUUUGAUAAAAUUAGUUUGUUAGCUGCCCAUACUUAACUUAGUAUUCUAAAGAGCAAAUUUUUACUGACCUUUUUCACUCAAUCAGUUUUAAUGACCAUAAGGGAAAGCUUGUGAAAAAAUACUGUGAAUUCUUAUCCUUGUUUAUCAUGCGUAAUACUGUUGUAUAAAAACACUGCAAUAAUCCCUUGUGAAGUGAUUUAAUGAAAUGGUUUUGAAGGUAUAUAUAAUCAUGUUGUUAUUAUCAUAUAGCUGUGUUAUUUGAGAAAUGAAAAACGCAUAUGGUGAUCUUCUGUGUUCAUUAAAAAGUUGAAACAUUCUAACUCCAGAUGCAUAUGCUCUGUUAAAAAAGAUUAAUAAAAGUUGAAAACAA